UCAAAUUAAUCUUAUAAUUCUGAUAUCUAGUUAUAUUGAGUGAUAAAAUGUGUUAAGUUAUAAAUUAAACAAAGAUAUUGAGGUUAAAAGUGGUUCAUAACCUUAAAACGUGAAAUUUUAUUGUACGUAAUGAUUAAAUUAUUUGUUAUCGUGUUAUUUGCAACAUGUGGUGUUAUUUACGCGAAUCCCGACGCAAAGAGACUGUACGAUGACUUGUUGAGCAAUUACAAUAGACUUAUUCGACCGGUGGACAAAAAUAAUAACACUGUGCUCGUUAAACUGGGACUGCGUCUUUCUCAACUAAUUGACUUGAAUUUGAAGGAUCAAAUCUUAACUACGAAUGUGUGGUUGGAGCAUGAAUGGGAAGAUCAUAAAUUCAAGUGGGACCCUAACGAAUAUGGUGGGGUCAAGGAACUCUACGUGCCAUCUGAACAUAUCUGGCUACCUGAUAUUGUUCUGUACAAUAACGCUGAUGGAGAAUACGUAGUUACAACGAUGACUAAAGCAGUGCUGCACCAUACUGGUAAAGUACUGUGGACUCCGCCGGCGAUCUUCAAGUCUUCCUGCGAAAUCGAUGUACGAUAUUUUCCAUUUGACCAACAAACAUGCUUCCUGAAAUUCGGUUCCUGGAGUUACGAUGGAGAUCAGAUUGACUUAAAGCAUAUAAAUCAGAAGAAAGGUGAUAUGGUGGAGGUUGGUAUUGAUUUACGUGAAUAUUAUCCCUCUGUGGAGUGGGAUAUUCUUGGAGUUCCAGCUGAAAGACAUGAACGAUAUUACCCUUGCUGUCAAGAACCAUAUCCAGAUAUCUUCUUUAACAUAACAUUGAGGAGGAAAACAUUAUUCUAUACUGUCAACCUUAUCGUCCCCUGUGUGGGUAUAUCAUAUCUUUCGGUUCUCGUGUUCUACUUACCCGCGGAUUCUGGGGAAAAGAUAGCAUUAAGCAUUUCGAUUUUACUAUCGCAGACCAUGUUCUUUUUACUGAUAUCAGAAAUCAUACCUUCCACGUCUCUAGCUCUACCGCUUUUAGGUAAAUAUUUAUUAUUCACAAUGUUACUCGUUGGAUUGUCAGUAGUUAUAACGAUAAUAAUACUGAACGUACACUAUCGUAAGCCGAGUACACACAAAAUGGCGCCGUGGGUUAGAAAAUUCUUUAUAACAAAACUACCGAAGUUACUUCUUAUGCGAGUACCGAAAGAUCUGCUGAGAGAUCUGGCUGCUCAGAAAAUAGCUGGUAGAAGUAUGAAGAAGAAUAAAUUCAAGAACGCUUUGGCGGCGGUGGAACAGACGAACUCGAAUGCAUCCAGCCCGGACUCUUUACGUCAUAAUAUGCCCGGCGGAUGUAACGGCCUACAUACUACUACUGCAACUAACAGAUUUAGUGGACUGGUCGGUGCUCUGGGAAGUUUGGGUGCGGGGUACAACGGUCUUCCGUCGGUGAUGUCAGGCCUGGACGAUUCUUUGAGCGAUGUUGCCCCUCGCAAGAAGUACCCUUUCGAACUCGAGAAGGCCAUUCACAACGUCAUGUUCAUACAGCACCACAUGCAGCGGCAAGAUGAAUUUAAUGCGGAAGAUCAAGAUUGGGGUUUCGUAGCAAUGGUAUUGGACAGGCUGUUCCUUUGGAUUUUCACCAUCGCUUCGAUUGUCGGCACAUUCGCCAUCCUCUGCGAGGCGCCCUCUCUCUACGAUGACACUAAACCUAUUGACAUGGUCCUGUCAUCUGUGGCCCAGCAACAAUUUCUUCCAGUAGACAGCGGGGAUUCUUAAGUCACGAAUCAUAAAUUUACGAU
Papilio machaon (common yellow swallowtail) is the source of this 1787-nucleotide messenger RNA. RefSeq names its product acetylcholine receptor subunit alpha-like 2 (gene nAChRalpha2). The record is from RefSeq and is a predicted model, not a curated record. Gene Ontology annotation, biological process: chemical synaptic transmission; monoatomic ion transmembrane transport; signal transduction. Gene Ontology annotation, molecular function: acetylcholine-gated monoatomic cation-selective channel activity; transmembrane signaling receptor activity. Lineage: Eukaryota; Metazoa; Arthropoda; Insecta; Lepidoptera; Papilionidae. Gene Ontology annotation, cellular component: neuron projection; synapse; postsynaptic membrane. The transcript has 8 exons. The coding region runs from base 130 to 1764 and encodes 544 amino acids.